Messenger RNA from Neopelma chrysocephalum (saffron-crested tyrant-manakin), 2406 nucleotides. It is a transcript of the gene ANGPTL7, whose product is annotated as angiopoietin like 7. The coding region runs from base 74 to 1126 and encodes 350 amino acids. Lineage: Eukaryota; Metazoa; Chordata; Aves; Passeriformes; Pipridae. The record is from RefSeq and is a predicted model, not a curated record. The transcript has 5 exons.
AGGGGAUUUCAUACCUACCCCAGCUGCUCUCAGCCCGCGCUCAGCUGGAAGGUUUCUGUUGCUGUAAGCAAAAAUGCCAGCGAGAUCCACGGCUCAGCUGGCGUGGCUCUGCAUUGUCACCGUGUCCGUGGCAACCUACCCGGCCCUGCUGCAGAGACCUCCCAAGAGGAGAACCCUCAGCAACAACGGCAACGCUCAGCCCAAGGUGCCGGGCUGCUGCGAGGAGAUCAGGGAGCUCAAGCUGCAGGUGGCCAACCUGAGCAGGAUGCUGCAGGAGCUGAGCAAGAAGCAGGAGGGGGACUGGGUGAACGUGGUCAUGCAGGUGAUGGAGCUGGAAGGCAGCACCAAGCAGAUGGAGUCGCGGCUCAUCGACGCCGAGAGCAAAUACUCCGAGAUGAACAACCAGAUCGACAUCAUGCAGCUCCAGGCGGCCCAGACGGUCACACAGACGUCAGCUGUAGAUGCUGUCUAUGACUGCUCAUCACUUUACCAGAGGAACUACCGAAUUUCUGGUGUUUACAAGCUACCCCCUGAUGAAUUUUUGGGGAUUCCAGAUCUGGAGGUGUUCUGUGACAUGGAGACAGAUGGAGGUGGCUGGACUAUCAUCCAAAGACGCAAAGUUGGUUUGACAUCGUUCAAUAGGGACUGGAAACAAUACAAGGAAGGAUUUGGAAAUAUUCGGGGAGAUUUUUGGCUGGGAAAUGAAAAUAUCUACCGGCUUUCCAGACGCCCCACUGUCCUGAGAGUGGAGCUGGAGGACUGGGAAGGCAACACACGUUAUGCCCAGUACCAGCAGUUCACCCUGAGCAAUGAGAUCAACAGUUACAGGCUGUUUGUGGGGAACUACAGCGGGAACACCGGGAGAGACUCCCUGCGGUACCACAACAACACGGCCUUCAGCACGAAGGACAAGGACAACGAUAAGUGUGUGGAUGACUGUGCCCAGUUCCGCAAAGGUGGCUAUUGGUACAACUGCUGCACAGAUUCCAACCUGAACGGGGUUUACUACCGAAAGGGAGAGCACACCAAGAACAUGGAUGGCAUCACCUGGUACGGGUGGCACGGAUCCACCUACUCCCUGAAGAGAGUCGAGAUGAAGAUCCGGCCGGAGGAUUUCAAACCAUAGAGGGAAUCAGAGCUGGAUUAUACAGCUCCACGGUGCCACUGCACAGAAGGUGGGCAAUGGACAGCCAAGUAAUUGUUCCUUUCAUCUAAUCUGUGCAACAGCCACGCUCUGGCCAUGCACACACACCAACACCGCAGCACAGCAAGUACCAGCCACAGCCACCAUGUCAGCAGGGCUCAGACCUACUUCCUCCUCUUCAGGCUCUUUCCAAAGGGAAAAAAAUAUUGUGUUAGAAUAGUUUAGAACUGAAUGCACUCAUAGCACCUUCAGAAAACCUCUGGGUGUGUUUUCUCUAGCAGUGGGUUGCUUUAGUAUUAUUAACUAGAUGGGCAGGGGCUGAAAAGCAAGAGCCUCCUUGCUGCCUUUCCUUCAGUGUCCCGAGCCAGCACUGCUGAGUAACCCCCUCCAGGAGGGACCCAAACCACAAAAUUACACACUCAUUUCAAGCCAGAGGAAUCAACCAGAGGUGUCCCUGAUGAACCUUUCUUUAGUGUAUAGUAAGUGGUUUGCUUGCUUUCCCACAGAGGAAAACCACAACGCUCCAAAAUGUUGAAUUGAUGAGCAUUGUCCAGGUUCUCUCCUGAAGUUUUGCUGCCACCUCCUGCUGCUGCCUCAAAUAAUCCCCACAGAGGCCGCCCCCAGCAGACUGUAUCCCUGGAGAAGGAUUUGUCCCUGGUGCUCUCUGAUGUUUAUUCCUAUCCACACAGACCACCCAAAAUGCUGAUAAACUGGAAAGCAACUUUCUGGGCUGUCACCAAAUUACGUUCAGGUUAGAACACAAACGUGCUGUGUGUCAGUAAGGCUAAGAGUGAACAGCAGGUGAGUCAAAAAUGUCCAGACCCAGCCAAAAAAACUCAACUCCAACACUUAAAAUCACUGUAUCCAUGAGCAAAACACGAGUACACACCAGAGAAUCCCUAAGUGCCAAAGGUUACUCAAACAUAAGGGAAUGUUUGCUAGCACACCACACUAAGGAAUAUCAAAAUCUAUUCUGAAAACUACCCCCACAGCAAGUUACCUGGAGAUGCUAUGUCAAAAAUCAGCAUGUUUCUCCCUUACAUAACACAGUGUUAAAAAUAAAAGUUGAAAAAGAAUGAGACUCCUCCUGUAGCCCUACCAUUGUUUGAAUAUGUUGGAAAAGACAGUUAUCAUUAAUAUAUCUAUUUUUAUUCACCUUAAAGAGAGUCUGAAUCUAAUUUAAAUUGUUCAGUCUUGUGUGAAAUGGGAGAUCAAGGUGUCUUGGGAAUUGCCUUACAUAUGUUCAACUAUUCAUACUGCAA